Acipenser ruthenus (sterlet) is the source of this 4585-nucleotide messenger RNA. Its product is annotated as zinc finger protein 653-like. The record is from RefSeq and is a predicted model, not a curated record. Gene Ontology annotation, molecular function: transcription coregulator activity. Gene Ontology annotation, cellular component: nucleus. The coding region runs from base 61 to 1932 and encodes 623 amino acids. Gene Ontology annotation, biological process: regulation of transcription by RNA polymerase II. Lineage: Eukaryota; Metazoa; Chordata; Actinopteri; Acipenseriformes; Acipenseridae. The transcript is spliced from 10 exons.
AACCACUGCACAUCCGGUAAGGUCAAAAACACCGCUCGGGUCAGCUGUUGGAGUGUCAAGAUGGCGGACAUCGGUCCCGAAGCAGAAGCGGCCGUUGUAACUGGAAAUCAGGAGCCCGGCGAGUCCUGCUCCGGCUCGCUGAGGCGCUGCCGUGGACGGCCCCGGCUCCCUGACUCGGACCGGGCCCAGAGGCGCUUGGAGUCGCGGAAGAAGUACGACGUGAGGCGGGUUUACCUGGGCCAGUCGCACCGGCUGUGGAGCGAGCUCCGGCGGAGGACCGGUCUGAGCGACUCGGGACUGGCCGAGUAUCUGGUACAGCUGGACGUUAGAUACGGGGGGAGAUACCGGGAGAGACACGGCGGCAAACAAUUGAACCAGGAGGCGUGCCCAGUGAAACAGAAACAGAGGGAGCAGUGCGAUGUGAACUGUCUGCACAGCCUGGUGAGCUGGUACGAGGAGCACCGGCUGACCUGUCCUCACGAGCCGCAGCUCCGAUCCCUGGAGCCGGGGUUGGGCUUCUCCACCAGCGCGCUGUGGCAGUGCCAGGGAGGACACGGCUUCCACCAGCACCUCUCCUCACCGGACAGGGAGGCCAGCGACUCGGAGAACGAGAGCCACACCGACGGGGCAGCGGGAGGGAAAACGCCCCAGAGCCAGAGGAGGAAACGGGGGUCCAAGCACAGUCGAGACACGACAGAAAGCGCGGAGGACUCGGAGCGCUCGGAGGACUGUGGCACGACGGAGGUGGAGUGCGGUGACGUCCAGAUCGCGGGAGAGACGCCGGCACAGUCCCAGGAAACCGAUUUCAGACAGCCCAGCCCAGCGCGCCUUCACGAGAGGGAGGCGGGGAUCGAGGGGGGUGGACAGGUCAACACUGACCAGACCCUGGAAAACCACACCUGCAACCAGCAGGGGGAAGCUAGCAGCAUUGCCGUACUGCCGUCCGAUACUAACUUUGUGGUGGUGACGACUACCGAUCCAGAGACAGUCCCGGAGGACUCCAGCAGGGGGCACUCUCCUCCUCCUCCACCACCCCCUGCCGCUCCCCUACGACUCGCCAGCCCAGGGGAGCUGUAUGAGCAGCAGACUCUGGAGACAGUGGUGGCUAGCUGUCAAAUUGCAGAUGGAGAAGGCUCUAUGGAGGGCUCACAGGUCAUUAUCAUCACAGGAUCGAGCUACGAGGCGCUGGCUUCGGAGGGUAUCCACCUGGAUGUGGGAGGAAGCGGGUCGGAGGGCGUGAGCUGCACAGUGAUAGAGGGGGUCACAUACAGCCAUGUCUGUGAGACUGGCCCGGGACACUGCGACAGCAUGCACUCCAUCAGAACCAUCGCAGAGAUUGAGAAGGAAGAGACCGACGAGAGCCUGGGGCUGCUGGAGACCCCCGAGAACACAUCCGAGGAGAGGGAGAUGCAGACCGGCUCACGCAGGUCCAAGAGGAGCCGCAGAGGUCCAGUGAUUGAAGCGGACGGCAUGCUGAAGAUGUUUCAUUGUCCGUACGAAGGCUGCAGGCAGGUGUAUGUGGCAAUGAGCAGCUUUCAGAACCACGUGAAUCUGGUUCACAGGAAGGGCAGGACGAAGGUGUGCCCUCACCCUGGCUGUGGGAAGAAGUUCUACCUGUCGAACCACCUCCACCGGCACAUGAUCAUCCACUCCGGGGUCCGUGAUUUUAUCUGUGAAACGUGUGGGAAAUCCUUCAAAAGGAAAAACCACCUGGAGGUGCAUCGAAGAACUCACACAGGAGAGACGCCACUGCAGUGUGAGGUUUGCGGGUACCAGUGUCGGCAGCGCGCCUCUCUAAACUGGCACAUGAAGAAACACAAACCGGAGCUGCAUUACAACUUCACCUGCGAGCAGUGCGGCAAGAGGUUCGAGAAGCUGGAGAGCGUCAAGUUCCACAAACUCAAGAGCCAUCCGGACAAGCAGGCGGUGUGAGAGACUACGGGCAGGGGCCUGCAGACUUCCUGGAGAAACAGGCAGGGCUGUCUCUCGCUCAGGAUCCUGCAGACUCCCUGGAGAAACAGGCAAGGCUGUCUCUCGCUCAGGAUCCUGCAGACUCCCUGGAGAAACAGGCAGGGCUGUCUCUCGCUCAGGAUCCUGCAGACUCCCUGGAGAAACAGGCAGGGCUGUCUCUCACUCAGGAUCCUGCAGACUCCCUGGAGAAACAGGCAGGGCUGCCCCUCUCUCCCUUACUGUUUUGCACUUGAGACCGCAGGGCGAAGAUUAAAACCAGGCACCCCAGCAGACUGUGAACCUGGUGGCUCAGCUCUGAAGCCCAGCUGUGUCUUGGACGAGCGCUGGCAGUCUUGGCUCUUGCAUGCAGGCUGUUCAGCGCUGGCCAGAUUAUGAGAAGAAGAAAUUAUCAGCGAUGUCGAAAUUGCAGAUUACACAAAUCUAAAUAGAUCUUCAGUCUCUGCAAGGGACUGACUGAGAGAGACGGUCUUUAUACUAAGCUGCUGUGCACAAUAGUGGGUAAUGCAGUUUGCAGCAUUCCGAUCGUAGAUCUGUUUAUUUUAUCAGGAACGUGUGUUCGGAUGCCAGCUCGGAAAGUGGGAAUGGCUGGCCGGGUUUAUCCGAUACACCUCGUCUCGGAUCAGCGUUCCAGACUGAAGCGAGGGGCUGGUUCCAGCUUUUUUCCCUGUUUUUGAAUUUGCACCCAAGGUAGCAGGGAAAAGGAAAAAGGAAAGCUUUGAUAAGGCAAAUUCUCCAACACAUCCCAGCAAUGGAUUUUUGCUCCAACCCUAGCAGUGACCUGCCACUAGGGUUGCAGUAAUGAUCCACUGUUGGCAUGUGUUUGAGAAUUAGUCUCGCCUUCGUUAUUUGCUGUAACUGAAUGUUCUCGAUGAGCGCACUGUAGUAUUGGCGAUAGUCGUCUAAAGCUGAGAUCAGUGCCACUGCUACCGACCAGCCAGGUCAAGAACUGGUUUUCAAUUCCUUUUUAAAAUCCGUUCCCAAUCCCUUCGAACGAAUCGGAAUUGAAGUUUUAGAGAAGUAAUAAGUGUUGCGAUCGCUCAGCUGCUUUCAUUGGAGGCCAGUUUAAUUGACUAACAAACAGUGCCUUCAACUGAAGUCGUGUGUUGCCUCUGUGAGAAGCUCAUUGUAACAGAAUGCCACGUAAUUGAGCUGCUUUAAUGACUUGGAUUCAUCAGUGCCCUCUGUUGGGGGAGAGAACAGUAGGAUGGCUUCAAUUAAAAAAAAAAGAAUAGGAAGUCACAAUCAGUGGGGAACAGGGUUGAUGAUAAUGACCAGGAUCUCUUGUAGAAGAGUCACUGGAAAUGUCAUUUAUCAUCAAGCCCUAGUCGCCAUGCAACUACAGUAUUUUUGAAGCUCUCUUUUACAUUGAAACAAAUUGAAUAUAUAUAUAGAGAGAGAGAGAAAAUGCUGUUUACAUUUUAAUUGAAUCAGAUGAGUUUAAGAGCUACCAGUAUUUUUAGAUCAGGGGGACACCCUCGCUAAAUCUGCUGUGAGAGAGAGUGUUUGUACAUAUUAACGGCAGUGGAGAAUUCCUUUUAAAAAAUAGCGUCCUCAGAGUUUAAUGGGCUGUAUUCAUUUACAUCUUCAAACAUCAAAUCUGUACCAUAUCCAAAAAACAAAAUAAAUCCACAGAUCUCACCCGUGAAGGACUGAAAUGUGCAGUUUUGAAAGAAACACAGUAAGCAUGUACUUUCGUUUUCGAAACAGACACCUGGUACUGUACUGAGUUCUGAGUCUUCCAGGAAACCUGUUACGCUUCUCUUCCUUGGGGGACGCAUCUGAUUGGUUAUAGGCACGAAAGAAGCCAGUGAAGGGGUGGGGACAAUUUCACCCUCCAUGUGACACGGGAAGUACAAGGCCGUGUGAAAGCAGGGCUUGCAAACAGAGAUUCCCUGAAACUGCAGCUUUGAUCAGUGAGGAGUAGGAAUUGAUUACAAGGGAACAGGAACUGGGGAAUUGGUUUUAAAUUGGAAUUGAAAUCCAGGAAUUGACCCCUGACCCUGGUUGUGAUCUUCCAUUCUCUCUAUAGGACUCCAGUGUGCAGUGUUGAAAGAGACACAUGUUGUGUAUUUGGUAUAAUGACUGAAAGGCCAGUUCAGCUUUACCAAAAUGCAUUGUAUGCAAGAGGAAUGUUUAUUAAAAGUGGGGCUAUAGAGAUAUGAAGCGACACUUGUAUUGUAUUUUGCCACGUUACAGUAUUCUGGAUAAGGUCUGGGUGCAGAGUGGAUCGCAGACUGGACCCGGCUGCAGCCCCAGUUUGACACUGGGAACGAGAGGAGAUUGAGUUUCACACACUGGUUUCACGGUACAGGUGGAAAUGGCUUAUGUUUGCCGUGUAAACUCAGAUGUUUGGCAGUUGGGUUUCCUUUCAGUCUGGUGUUUAGUUCGACCUUGUGUUUAUUCUCGUUGGGGAAUUAGCGUUGACGUUUCUAUAAAGUAUUUCUGUACCUUUUUUAAGCAGUGUAUGCACUAAAAGAAUGGAAAGCUGUGAGUUUGUUUUUGCAGUUAAUGUACCAUAAAAAAAAAUACUAAAUGUAAAAUACUUGUAUAUAAAGCCUUGUACAGAAUGGUCACAAACAAGUUAUGAAAUUGAACAAUAAACUUUUUUUUUGUA